This is a messenger RNA of Penicillium verhagenii, 1284 nucleotides long. Its product is annotated as M20 family metallopeptidase. Gene Ontology annotation, molecular function: dipeptidase activity. The transcript has 5 exons. The record is from RefSeq and is a predicted model, not a curated record. NCBI's taxonomy places the organism in Eukaryota, Fungi, Ascomycota, Eurotiomycetes, Eurotiales, Aspergillaceae. The coding region runs from base 1 to 1284 and encodes 427 amino acids.
AUGUCCACUACCGCAACCAUUCUGCCGCUCGGUCUGACGAAUAUUGAGCGCCUCCAGAGUGUUCAAAAGUCAAUCGAAGCUGGAUUCGCACCCAAUUUUUCUAGCCUCAAAAAGGCCAUUGCCCAUAUUCACGCCAAUCCAGAGAUCGCGUUUGAGGAGUACAUUGCUCAUGACACUCUCUGUGACUACUUGGAGAGCCUUGGUUUUGCGGUCACCCGGAAAGCAUUCGGCGUCGAAACGGCCUUCGAAGUCCUAUAUGGCCAGGGCGGCCGCCUGGUCAGCAUUGCUGCGGAAUAUGAUGCACUCCCCGGGGUUGGUCACGGAUGUGGCCAUCACCUUAUUGCUGCGACAAGUGUUGCCGCCUUCUUGGGCCUUGUCCACGCCCUGAAGGAUCAAGGCGUUCCCGGCAGGGUGCAGCUGCUUGGUUGCCCAGCGGAAGAGAACCAAGGAGGAAAGGUCGCACUUGUGCGAGGAGGAGCAAUGAAUGGCGUUGAUGCCGCAGUCGAGGCGCACCCCGUCCCACCAGAGAAGAAGGCCGGACCGCGAGGCCCAAUCGAUAUGACUGGCGUUGGCACUCUUCCAAGUUUGGCCAUGACGCGCUGGGUCGUCGAGUACCAUGGCAGAGCUGCUCACGCCGCUGGCUUCCCGCACCAGGGAAUCAACGCCUACGAUGCCGCGAUCGCUGCUUAUAACAAUGUCGCCUUCCUCAGGCAACAAACGCUGUCCGAAGAAAGAAUCCACGGUGUCAUUCUAGAGGGACCUACCGUUCCAAACACGAUUGGACACUAUACCAAGUCUGUGUGGGUUGCCCGGAGUCUCUCAAAAGGAACGCUUUUGGCCCUUUCAAAGCGGAUGGUGGCUUGCUUCGAGGCUGCAGCAACCGCUACUGGGUGCACCGUCGAGAUUACUGAGGGAAACAUGUAUUUGGAUCAAGUCAUCACGGAGUCUCUGUGCCAGCGGUACGCAGAUAUUGCCAACAGUACCGGGGGCGAGAAAGUCACUCCAUUCUCUUCAAAGGUGGAAACAGGUUCAACUGAUUUUGGAAACUUCACCUACGAAUGUCCUGGUGUCCACGCUUAUUAUGCGAUCGAUUGCUCUCCGGAGACAAUCAUGCACCAUCAAUCUUUCACGGAGGCAGCGGGUACAGAGGAUGCUUACACUAGGGCCACACAAGUUGGCGUGAUUGUUGCCCUUACUGCGUGGGAUCUUCUCACCGAUGAUGCAUUCUUUGAGGAGAUUAAGAAGGAAUGGGAAGGAAAGUUGCAGACACAUCUCUCUUUAUAG